UAUAUAUUUUAUUAUGAAUAAAAGGCACAUUUGAAAUGCAAAAUGCAGCUCAGAUACAGGCCGAAUCUCAUCAACCAUUAUCCACACUCUUACACUAAUGCUACACUGCAGAUCCCACAUUGGUCUCAUCGAUCACCUCAGCUCUGGAGUAGAAAUAAGUCAUCCUCAAAUCUGGGAGACACCAGAGAAGGUGCAUGUCCCUGUGUAAGGGAAGAGUUAAUUGUGAUUCCUCCUUGCUACAUGCUGAAUUAAAAUGGAAGUUCAAAGACAAAAUGGUGUCAGAUUAGAAUGUGGUGAUGGCCUUCUUUCCCUCGCAUUGACCAAUGUCUUGUCUCUUUUGAAUAUACAUCAUGGAGAUGAAAUACCGAUGAAGAAUGUUUUCCUCCUUACAGACCUGUUGUCUCCUUCUUCCUAAAUUCUGUGUCUGGGAUGAAGCUCAUAAGAGAUAAGAGGAUUCAGCUGGAACCACCAAGCUACAGAAGAAUACUGGAGAACACUUGCAGCAACGUUAUGUUCAUUCCGGGACUGCAGCGCGCCUACUGGACAAUCGCGGUACUGCAGGGGUUCAGCAGCGCCCGAAAGUGAAAGGAUCCUGAACCAGGAAGUACCGAGAGUUAACAUGGCUUCGAAAGGACAGGUCGAGAGUUGGACCGAGGAAGCGAUCUGUCCCAUCUGCCUGGAUUUCUUCACCGAUCCGGUUAUACUGGAGUGUGGACACAACUUCUGCCGCUCCUGUAUCACACGGUGUUGGGAAAGGGAGGAGAGAAACUCCUGCCCGGAAUGUAGAGAGGAGAUUGCAGACCGCACCCUCAGGGUCAAUCGGGCCUUAGCAAAUCUGUCUGAGAAAGCUCGAAAACUAAACCUGAAUCCGAAAGAGAAGGAAAGUAAACUUCACUGCGAGGAACAUGAGGAAGAACUGAAGCUGUUUUGUGAGACGGACUGGAAACUGAUCUGUCUGAUCUGUAGAGAUGCACAGGAACACAAGUCUCACAACUUCAUGCCGAUUAAAGAAGCCGUUAAAAUUUACAAGGAUCGGGUUAAAUCUUCCUUAGAGUCUCUCACAAAAAAGAAAUCAGACUUUCAGGAAAUGGAGCAGCAACAGAAAGAGAAGAUUUCUGGAGUUCGGGAACAGUCACACAACGUUCAGUCCCAGAUCACAUCCCAGUUUGCUGAACUGCGCCGGAUUAUCACUGAGAAAGAGCAGCGCGCGCUCCGAGAUCUCAGGGAAGAAGAGGAGAGGAUUCUAAAUCCAAUGGAGAAAAAUCUUCAAGUAAUUCAAGAGAAUUUAAAUUUCAUCCAGGAGGAAAUCUCAAAGUUACAGGAACAGAUGGAUCAACAAGACAAUACCAUAUUCCUCAUGGAGGAAGCUCGUCGGAAGAGAAGGGUAAGUGACAAUAGGCAGGUAUUGUCAGUGACAGGUCGUGCCCUACUGGUUGAAAAAUUCGAUCACCUCUAUUUGCUUGACAUAGCGUUGGAAGAAGUGAUUGGCAGCAUUAAACAAGUCUCUGUCACCCUGGAUGUGGAAACGGCGCAUCCGCUGCUCGAGGUGUCUGAGGAUCGUAAGAGUGUGAGACGGACCGAGACCCAGAGGAGUCUCCCUGACACCGGGAAGAGGUUCACAGACUGGGCUUGUGUGCUGGGAUCGGAGGGGUUCACAUCGGGGAGACAUUACUGGGAGGUGGAGGUGACGGGGAAUCGGUGCUGGGGUCUGGGAGUCGCCGCAGAGUCUGUGGAGAGGAAGCGAUGGGUCACACGGAGUCCGGAGACCGGAUUCUGGAUCAUCGGGCGGGAUGGUGACGAGAUGAAGGUUCUCACCUCCCCUGAGUCCCGUCUCCCUGCCGGUCCCAUCCCCGGGAGGGUGGGAGUUUAUCUCAGUUACGAGUCCGGGACAGUUUCAAUUUACAACGCGGAGACCAAGUUCCAUCUCCACACCUUCACUGGGAACAAAUUCACGGAGAAACUUUAUCCUUUAUUCGGGACAGUAUAUCCAAACGAGCGGCUGAGAAUCUGCUCUGGUUCCGCUCCGGGUCUGUAAACGGGUCGGGUCCGGGACCGGCGUCAGGAGUAAGUCAGUGUAAAUAUAAAUGUGCGAAGAGUGAAAUAAACACGAUG
Molecule: messenger RNA, 2112 nt
Organism: Mobula hypostoma (lesser devil ray)
Lineage: Eukaryota; Metazoa; Chordata; Chondrichthyes; Myliobatiformes; Myliobatidae
Product: nuclear factor 7, brain-like
Exons: 7
Coding region: 620-2035 (471 amino acids)
Biological process (GO): protein ubiquitination
Cellular component (GO): cytoplasm
Molecular function (GO): ubiquitin protein ligase activity; zinc ion binding; protein binding
Source: RefSeq, a predicted model, not a curated record